This is a messenger RNA of Triticum dicoccoides, 1646 nucleotides long. RefSeq lists its product as uncharacterized. The record is from RefSeq and is a predicted model, not a curated record. The transcript is spliced from 5 exons. The coding region runs from base 37 to 1575 and encodes 512 amino acids. Gene Ontology annotation, molecular function: protein binding. NCBI's taxonomy places the organism in Eukaryota, Viridiplantae, Streptophyta, Magnoliopsida, Poales, Poaceae.
CGCGAUCUCUCUCCGGUCGCCUUGAUCGUGCCGGCCAUGGCGGAAUCCGCCCAAUCCCGCGGCGACUCGGGUUCUUCGGCAGUUAAACGGAAGUGCCCACCCUGCCAACAAGAUGACGGCGACGACGACCGCACCGGUUCAAACUCUCACAAUGGAAUCAACUCAUGGAACAGCCUUUCCGAGGAUGUCGUGCAUCAUAUACAUGGCCUAAUGCCGCUGCGAGACGCAGCACGUGCUGCGUGCGUGUCUCGAUCAUUUCGACGUUCCUGGAGACACUAUCCUAACCUCACCUUCGGCAUGAAAGAACUGGGCUUGAUUGGAAAAGCAGCCACAGUGGACGAAGGAGCAAUGGAUCUUCUAAGCAGAACUGACCAUAUCUUUGGAAAUCAUUCAGGCAUCGGAGUGAAGACGCUUGAGCUUCACCUCCCCUGGAAGUGGAACAGACUCGACACCUCUUACGUCGACAGGUUCCUCAAGGCUGCCAUUGCACCCGGUAUCCAAGAACUCACCGUGAUGCUGCCCUUGUUCCGGCACUGCAGAACAGACUACAACUUCCCGUGCUCGCUUUUAUCAGGCGAGAGCGGGCGGUCAAUUCGGUAUCUUAAACUCACCAAUUCUAUUUUCCAUCCCACCGCCGGACUUGGUUGCCUGACGAGAUUGCACCUGCGGUCCGUGCGCAUCAGCGAUGACGAGUUGGGGUGCUUCCUUUCUGAUUCUUUGGCUUUGAGGCAUCUGCGACUCUCUUGUUGUGAUGAGAUCGUCUGCUUGAAGAUACCUUGCCUGCUGCGGCACCUCAGGUCCCUGGAGGUGUUUCAAUGUAAGAUGCUACAUGCAAUUGAGAGCAAUGCCCCAGAUAUCUCUAGUGUAGACCUUGGACUUGGCGACCAAGUGGAUUUCUCACUCUCACUGGGAGAUGGUUCAUCUCAAGUGAAGCAGCUCCGAAUAUCACCUGCAUCCCCAAGUUAUGCUCUCGGCAAGCUUCCAUCAAUUACACUCGCUCUUGAAGCCCUUAACAUAUCGUUGUUGCCACACGAGGUGAGCACACCAAUGGUGCCUGGAAAAUUCCACCACCUCAAGUACUUGAAUAUUUCUCUUCCCGCUGUCUCGGCAGCAGAUGAAUAUGAUUAUUUGUCUCUGUUAGCUUUUCUUGAUGCUUCUCCUGCCUUAGAGACUCUCGUCUUGAGGUCAGCGAGGAUUAUGAACUGUGUUAACAGAGGCUACGGUAGGAUUCACCGUGAUGUUUCACAUUUGGCGCGGGGGCAAGAAUUUCGCCAUGAUAGCCUCAAGAAUGUGACGAUCUAUAGUUUCUACUCUGCUAAGAGCAUGAUUGAGUUAACCUGUUGUAUGCUGAAGCACACGGCUUCACUUGAGUGCCUGACGCUGGACACCACCUAUGGUUACUCUAGGUGUUCCUCAUGCAGAAGCGGCAGGUGCUUCCCCAUGGACACGCGUGAUGUCCUACAAGCCAAGAAAGCGCUCGUGGCUAUAAGAAGAUACAUCAAGCCCGAAGUACCCUGUAAUGUCAACUUGAUUGUUGUGGAGCCUUGCAGUUCCUGUCAUGUGAGCGAUAACUGAUUCUAUACUUUUCUGUUUCAACUUAGAACUGCAUAUUUACAUGGUAUUAGAGAUACGGAAAAAAAAUGUCA